Gorilla gorilla gorilla (western lowland gorilla) is the source of this 5213-nucleotide messenger RNA. RefSeq names its product matrix metallopeptidase 17 (gene MMP17). Gene Ontology annotation, biological process: proteolysis; collagen catabolic process; extracellular matrix organization. Lineage: Eukaryota; Metazoa; Chordata; Mammalia; Primates; Hominidae. The record is from RefSeq and is a predicted model, not a curated record. The coding region runs from base 1053 to 2612 and encodes 519 amino acids. Gene Ontology annotation, cellular component: extracellular matrix. The transcript is spliced from 10 exons. Gene Ontology annotation, molecular function: zinc ion binding; metalloendopeptidase activity.
AUGGGUCCAGUGGGAAAGCACCUCAGGUGCAGUGAGGCCUCAGAAGCCGACCUCAGUUGCACACAGGUGGGUGACAGGGCAUGCAGCAUCAUCUGCAGAGCCCCCGGUGGGCACUGCCUCCCAUGGUCCCUCUGCCACAGGGUUUCCCAGGAUGGGGCUUCAAAGCUAAUUUCCCCAAAUGCCAUACAAAGUGACAGUAGAUUAUUUCCCCGCAACAAAUAGCUGAAAUUAAGGAAUUUGAAAAUUUUACAAAGGCAAUAUUUGUUAACUUUAAUAAAGUCAAGAUGAAGAGAUUAAUUUUGUUUUCUCAUUAUUGUUCUGAAUGAGCACUUCUGGGAUAAAGGCAUAUUCAGCCAUCCUGAAAUAAAUACAUACAUACAUACAUACAUACAUACAUACAUACAUACAUAAGGCACCCAGGCUUCUAGGUGGAGAGCAUGCAGAGAGGCGGCUGGGCUUGGACUCCGCUGUGAGUGCCUGGCCUGCGGCUCACCCUGGGAUGUCCAGGGAGCCUGGGCACCUGCGCUGGGCUGGAGGGGACAAACCUAGGCAGCGCUCAGCCAGCAACAAGGAGCUGGUGGGUACAGCUCUAGUGAUGGAGACCAGCUCGGGGGACGCUGAGAGCAGGGGGCCCAGAACCCACCCAUGCAGGGCUACAGGGCGUGGGGUCGAUGUGGUUUGGUUCUGGGUCCCCGCCCAAAUCUCAUGUUGAAAUGUAAGCCCCGUGUUGGAGGAGAGCCUAGUGGCAGGUGAUUGGCUCAUGGGGGCAGAUUUCCCCCUUGCUGCUCUCGUGGUAGUGAGUUCUCACGAGAUCUGGUUGUGUAAAAGCGUGUAACCCUUCCCUCUUCUCUCUCUCUCCUGCUGUGGCCACGUGAGACGUACCUGGGUCCCCUUCACCUUCCGCCUUGAGAGUUUCCUGAGGUCUCCCCAGCCAUGCUUCCUGUACAGCCUGUGGAACUGAGUGGCUAAGCAGGUUCGGUUACCUGCCCCCGGCCGACCCCACAACAGGGCAGCUGCAGACGCAAGAGGAGCUGUCUAAGGCCAUCACAGCCAUGCAGCAGUUUGGUGGCCUGGAGGCCACCGGCAUCCUGGACGAGGCCACCCUGGCCCUGAUGAAAACCCCGCGCUGCUCCCUGCCAGACCUCCCUGUCCUGACCCAGGCUCGCAGGAGACGCCAGGCUCCAGCCCCCACCAAGUGGAACAAGAGGAACCUGUCGUGGAGGGUCCGGACGUUCCCACGGGACUCACCACUGGGGCACGACACGGUGCGUGCACUCAUGUACUACGCCCUCAAGGUCUGGAGCGACAUUGCGCCCCUGAACUUCCACGAGGUGGCAGGCAGUGCCGCCGACAUCCAGAUCGACUUCUCCAAGGCCGACCAUAACGAUGGCUACCCCUUCGACGGCCCCGGCGGCACCGUGGCCCACGCCUUCUUCCCCGGCGACCACCACACCGCCGGGGACACCCACUUUGACGAUGACGAGCCCUGGACCUUCCGCUCCUCGGAUGCCCACGGGAUGGACCUGUUUGCAGUGGCCGUCCACGAGUUUGGCCACGCCAUUGGGUUGAGCCAUGUGGCCGCUGCACACUCCAUCAUGCGGCCGUACUACCAGGGCCCGGUGGGUGACCCGCUGCGCUACGGGCUCCCCUACGAGGACAAGGUGCGCGUCUGGCAGCUGUACGGUGUGCGGGAGUCUGUGUCUCCCACGGCGCAGCCCGAGGAGCCUCCCCUGCUGCCGGAGCCCCCAGACAACCGGUCCAGCGCCCCGCCCAGGAAGGACGUGCCCCACAGAUGCAGCACUCACUUUGACGCGGUGGCCCAGAUCCGGGGUGAAGCUUUCUUCUUCAAAGGCAAGUACUUCUGGCGGCUGACGCGGGACCGGCACCUGGUGUCCCUGCAGCCGGCACAGAUGCACCGCUUCUGGCGGGGCCUGCCGCUGCACCUGGACAGCGUGGACGCCGUGUACGAGCGCACCAGCGACCACAAGAUCGUCUUCUUUAAAGGAGACAGGUACUGGGUGUUCAAGGACAAUAACGUAGAGGAAGGAUACCCGCGCCCCGUCUCCGACUUCAGCCUCCCGCCUGGCGGCAUCGACGCUGCCUUCUCCUGGGCCCACAAUGACAGGACUUAUUUCUUUAAGGACCAGCUGUACUGGCGCUACGAUGACCACACGAGGCGCAUGGAUCCCGGCUACCCCGCCCAGAGCCCCCUGUGGAGGGGUGUCCCCAGCACGCUGGACGACGCCAUGCGCUGGUCCGACGGUGCCUCCUACUUCUUCCGUGGCCAGGAGUACUGGAAAGUGCUGGAUGGCGAGCUGGAGGUGGCACCCGGGUACCCACAGUCCACGGCCCGGGACUGGCUGGUGUGUGGAGACUCACAGGCCGACGGAUCUGUGGCUGCGGGCGUGGACGCGGCGGAGGGGCCCCGCGCCCCUCCAGGACAACAUGACCAGAGCCGCUCGGAGGACGGUUACGAGGUCUGCUCGUGCACCUCUGGGGCAUCCUCUCCCCUGGGGGCCCCAGGCCCACUGGUGGCUGCCACCAUGCUGCUGCUGCUGCCUCCACUGUCACCAGGCGCCCUGUGGACAGCGGCCCAGGCCCUGACGCUAUGACACACAGCGCGAGCCCAUGAGAGGACAGAGGCGGUGGGACAGCCUGGCCACAGAGGGCAAGGACUGUGCCGGAGUCCCUGGGGGAAGUGCUGGCGUGGGAUGAGGACGGGCCACCCUGGCACCGGAAGGCCAGCAGAGGGCACUGCCCGCCAGGGCUGGGCAGGCUUAGGUGGCAGGGAUGGAGCUGUCCCCUAAUGAGGGACUGUGUUGACUGACGAGCCGAGGGGUGGCCACUCCAGAGGGGUGCCCAAUCAGGCCGCACCGCCGCCAGCCUCCCCCGGCCCUGGAGGGAGCAUCUCGGGCUGGGGGCCCACCCCUCUCUGUGCCAGCGCCACCAACCCCACCCCCACUGCUGCCUGGUGCUCCCGCCGGCCCACAGGGCCUCCGUCCCCAGGUCCCCAGUGGGGCAGCCCUCCCCACAGACGAGCCCCCCACAUGGUGCCGUGGCACGUCCGCCUGUGACGCGUUUCAGACCACCAUGCCGUGCCGCGGCACGUCCCCCUUGUGACGCGUUCCAGACCAACAUGACCUCUCCCUGCUUUGUAGCGGCUCGGCUGGGCUCCCUGGUGCUCCAGGGCCAUGGGAGUGGGCGCCCUCGGGCCUCAAGGGGCUUGACCCUGACCAGGGGCCCACGCACCUGCACUUGGGGUGGGGGCUUCCCAGGAGGUCUCGGCAGUCGCAUCCCCCGUUGUUCAUCAGCCCUUCCCGCGCUGUCUCUUCCAGUCCUCGUGCCCCGAGGAGUCCCCACGCCCCUGUCACAGAUGGGAGAGUUGAGGCCCAGCGGGGGAUGAGCCUCAGUGCUACAGGCAGGGGCAUCACGGGCGGGCGGGGCACCAGCUGGCCCGGCAAGAUCUGAGUGUGGGAGGUGCCCGAGGAAAGGUAUCCGUUGUUGGGUGAGCCACUUGGGACGCUGUCUGCCCAGCAGCACUAGAUCAUGAUGCCCGGCCGAGCACCGGGACCUGGGUGCGCCCGAGAGGGAGGGUAGGUGCUCCCUGCACGGGGCUGAUUCUAGCUCCAGCCACUCUGUCACUUGCUCCCUUUGCUCCCAGCCUCCAGAUCCACAGCAGGGUCCCUCACCCUUCCCCCACUCUGGCCAGCGAGUGACACGUCUGUCCUGCAGGACCCUCCUCUUCAGAGGGUGCAGCCGAUGUCACUCUGCAGGGCCCAGUCCUCCCACCGGUGCACAGUCCUCUGGUCUCUGCGGCACAGACGCACCCCGGGCCACAAGUUCAGGGCCUCAGGCUCUGGCUCUCCAGCAUCUGCCCUGGGCUGUGGAGGGCCCGGGUGCCCCCUCAAACGUGACUCAGUGAGGAUGAGGAGGUGGCCGUUGGACUGUGAGGGAUUCACUCCCACAUAGCAGGAAGUUCCUGACCACAGGCCCAGCAUAGGGAGCAGCUGGGGCCACCCAGGGUACAGAUGAGGCUUCCUGGCACCCAGGAGCCAAAGCCCACAGCCCCCUUCUCCCAUCCCAGGGAUGGUGCCCGUCCCAGGACGAGGCUGCCAGGGCCGGGCAGGCAGGCCCCAGGCCAGGCCUCAUGGAGCCGGGCCAUCUCCCCAUGGAGAGAGGCCACAUCCUCAUGGAGCCCAGCCGUGUCCUCUGUCCCCUGCCUGUUCACCAUCUGCUCCCUGGAGCAGGAGGAGUCCCUGCCUGUCAGACCAGUCUGUGGAAAGACCGACCUCCCUCCUGUCCGUCGGCGACACUGGCUCUGCCCUGCACCAAGUGGUGUUUCCUCAUCACACUUUGUUGCCCAGCAGCCUGUGGGGUGAAGCCCCCCGUGCAGCUGGCCCAGCCCCGUGGUCCCCAUGUCCUGGGUCAUGCCCCAGUGCAAAGCCGGCUGUGGGCCUUGUCUGCUGAGUCGGGCUCUCACGUUGGCAGGGCUCACUGCGGUUUUAAAGUCCAAAUGCUCCGUCAUAAGCCUCUUCUGCCAGUUCUAUCUCCGGUGAAGAGGUGAACCGUAGGCGGGGCAGGGGGGCUGCUCUGAACUUGCCCCUCCACGCUGCAGCCCACCUCCCUCUGGCAGUGGGGUGGCCGUGCUGGGUCCCGGGGCAGGGGCUGGAGCCCCGCCAGCCCAUGACGCAUUUCAUGAGCCCCCACCUUUUGAUACGCACAUGCAGCUGAGGCUACCCUGACCCCACAUGCAAAGUCGGAAAUUCCCAAAACCCAAGACCUUUUGAGCAUUGAUGGGCUCGGGGUGCACACAGAACAUUUGGGAUUUCACUUUUUUUUUUUUUUUUUUUUGAGACAGAGCCUGUCGCCCAGGCUGGAGUGCAGUGGUGAGAUCUCGGCUCACUGCAACCUCCGCCACCCAGGUUCAAGUGAUUCUCCUGCCUCAGCCUCCUGAGUAGCUGGGAUUACAGGCAGGCACCACCACGCCUGGCUAAUUUUUGUAUUUUUAGUAAAGACAGGGUUUCAGCAUGUUGGUCAGGCUGGUCUCGAACUCCUGACCUCAGGUGAUCCACCCGCCUCGGCCUCCCAAAGUGCUAGGAUUACAGGCAUGAGCCAACACACCUGGCCAAGUGGCAGUAUUUGAAAAAAGAAAAGCAGAGAAAAAUGCUCAACCUGUAAGUAUAAUCCAAAUAUAGUGUCCAAACUCCAAACAA